Messenger RNA from Pseudomassariella vexata, 937 nucleotides. RefSeq lists its product as uncharacterized. The transcript has a single exon. NCBI's taxonomy places the organism in Eukaryota, Fungi, Ascomycota, Sordariomycetes, Amphisphaeriales, Pseudomassariaceae. Bases 29 to 745 code for a protein of 238 amino acids. The record is from RefSeq and is a predicted model, not a curated record.
CGGAGAUCCGGGGUUCAUCCGUGGCGCCAUGUCCCGACUUGACCCAGCAUUCAAUGACCUAAAACAACAAUACCUACUCCCGCCUCCUGGCCGGGAUGCCAACCUAGGAAUCCUGGCUUCUGAUCCUAUUUGCCGGGACUCCCAACAGAUGGCCGGGCAAUCCAACGCAAUCUUCCCCCCAUUACAGGCGUCGCCCGGUGAUUUUAUCGCCCUGCAGUAUCAGGAGAACGGGCAUGUUACUCUUCCUGAGAACACGCCACACAAACCUAGGAACUCUACCAUAUUCAUUUACGGUACUUCAUCGCCUUCUAAGGAUGAUCGUCUUCUUUCUAUCCACCGCGUCUGGAACGCAUGUGGAACUGGAGGGGAUCAAAGGGGGGUUCUAUUGGCCACCCGGUCUUUCGAUGAUGGCCAAUGCUAUCAGAUCAACAACGGGUCGAUCUCUUUGGCUCGCCAGAAGAUCUAUAGCAAGGUUCCCACGGACCCUCAAGGGGCCGAUCUGUGGUGCCAGAACGAUUUGCGACUCCCCACCAACAUACAUGAUAACUAUACGCUCUACUGGGUUUGGGAAUGGCCGACUAUCCCGACUGGUAUGGUCCCUCAGGGCCGUAUGGAGGUUUAUACGACUUGUAUAGAUAUUCAGAUUCAGCCAGGCAUUCAAAAUGGAAUGGUAUUAUUCGAAAAUGGUCAGGAUUUGAACUUCGCUGGCAUUCAGGAGCAGAUGCUUGCCAAUAAGAUGCCAUAGAUCAAUUACGUAGUUCCAUAAUCAUAGUCUUUUCUUUAACUUAGGAGCAGGCUUCUGACAUAUCUUACCCUAGCAAUGCUUCAAUGGAACCCUUAACAAUAGGUCGUAAUCAGCUCUUAGCUUGGAUCGUUUUAUAUAGGACUGACCGCACGCAUUGUAUAGUGAGGGAUAUCCGUAAACGUUAUGAUAGAG